Lactuca saligna is the source of this 780-nucleotide messenger RNA. The record is from the annotation of a GenBank genome assembly. Lineage: Eukaryota; Viridiplantae; Streptophyta; Magnoliopsida; Asterales; Asteraceae.
AUGGAACCAGGCUCACGGAAAUGCAUUCCACAAGAAGGCUGUGCAACUCUUCGGCUCAGGCUGUGCAGCAGAGGAAAUAAACUUAGGGGGGCCACCCAAAGAGCAUCAGCCAUGGUAGCUUUAACCUCUGCUUUUUCAAAAUCAACUACUACUCCUAACACUCCUCAACAUGGACCACCUCCAAGAAUGCUAGCUCUGAUCCUCACUGGUUCUCCAGAUUGUUGUAUUCUUGCAAUUGAUAUUAAAACAAGAUCUCCAAUUAGUUAUGGAUGGAUGUUCAUACAAUUAGGUAUUAUUUUCAAUAUUCAUACAGUUAGUUAUGGAUGGAUGUUCCAGUUAACUAGAAUUGGUCGAGAUGCAGUUUUAUAUGUUGAGUCGCUCAUUGAGUCAAUCAUGGGAGGAUUGGAAGGGCUAAUCAACAUUCUUGAUUCUGAAGGAGCUUCUACCAGAAGUCAGCUGAAACUACAAAUGGCUUUUGAUGGGCAGGAAAGAUAUAUGAAGAGAUCUUGGGAGCCAAGUGAUAAAGCUGAUCUUCACUUUGUCUACAAAGAUGUUGAAGGAGUAUCAACUCAAUGGGAUGAUAUUCAAAGAAAACUCAGGAACUUACCUCCCAAACCCUCUGCCUUCAAACUCGAUCCCUUCACUCCUGUAGAAGACGAAGAUUCCAAACCUAAAACCAAAUCUCGGAUCGAUAACAAGACAGAAGAACUCAAAGAUUUAGAAGAUGAUCUUGAUGAUAGUUGUUUCCUUGAAGAAUACAAGUACCUUCAACUCCCUUAA